UCUGUGAAGAAAAAAAGCAUCAGAUCAACAUCCACUAAAGCUGAGAGGAGGAUCUCGCAACAGAUCGAGGAUGACAGCGCUGAUCUCAGGUGCCAACUCCACUUUGCCAAAGAGGAAUUAGGUCUCAUGUGCAAGAAGCUCUCCAAACUGGUAUCAGAGAGCGAGGGCAUGCGCGAGGAGCUGGCCAAAUACCACUCGGCCUUCGGCGAUGUGGACGCCACUCAAUCACCUGAGGGCAAACACAACUCCGCCCACGCCAGGGAGGCAGAGGUCAAAGUUCACUUGAAGCUGGUGGAAGAGGAGGCCACUCUCCUGAGCCGGCGCAUCGUGGAACUGGAGGUGGAGAAUCGUGGGCUGAGAGCGGAAAUGAGCGACUUGAGAGAGAAAACUGGAGGAGGAGUGGUAGGAGGAGGAGGAGGAGGAGGUGAAGAGGAAGAAGAAGAGAAUCGGAAUGUUUUGGAGGAAAAAGUGUCGGCUUCUAUGCCGUCGCAGGACAGAGCGGGAAGGGAGCAAAGUUUGAAAAUGGGAUUCGAUGUUUACGAAGCAGAACAAGGUCUGGAAACGUCUCAGCUUUGCAACCAAACACAAAGUGAAGGGUUGAUCGCUGCUUGUCAUGUGACUCGAGAGGGUCCUGUCGGUGGAGAGUGGGACCCUUCAGACGGCCAGGAGCUGGACAACAACAAAAAAAUUGACAGAGGCCUGAAAGGAAUGACGGUGAAAGACUAUGAAGCUCUUCUCGCUCUCAGAGAUCAUUCCUGCAUUCUGAGUUCAGCCAUACAGCUCCUGACAGCACCACCCAAAAAUGGGUAUUGUUCGUCUCUGACGGACGAGGACUCAAAUGGUAAGGCCCAGAAGAUUUUCCUCCCAGGACCUUUGAAUGAGGCCGUGGAGCUUCUGCGGGACAUGCUGUUGUCUUUCACAAAGAGAAUGGAGACGCUUUUAACAGGAGAGGAUUCCAGUAAAUACUCUGUUUGCAAGGAUGGACAUGUUUGGGAUUCCUACACUUUGUCCUUUCUCUCUGGAGACUGUGCAGAUCAUGACGGGGCCGAUCAUAACACGAGAGAGUCACCAAGUAAGCAGGAUAGCGUUGAAGACCUCCGCACCUCGGAGGUGAAGGAGAGAGCAACAAGACAAGGAUGCUCAGCUCAGUGGGACCUCCUCCACAGCUGCAGGGACCCCAAAAUGCAGCUUUCAUUAGAGAUUCUGUGGAUCCUCCAUCAGUGGUGUCAAGUUAAAGGACCCGACUUGGAGGGAAAAGAGGGUAAAGAAAGAACCGUGUCUGUGCUGCGAGGGCUGUUGCAGGAGCUCAGUGCAGAGCUUCGGGAUGAGCGGAUUGAAUUCGACAGCGGAGCCAAGGCCACGCAGGGCCAGGCAGCCAAGAGGGCCGUCAGUGGUGUCUUUCAUGAUGAACGUCCCUGUGAAGACGACAGGAUCUGCAGCUCAAAAGAAAAAAGACUGAGGCGACAGUUUUCUCCACGAGGCCCUAAAACGAAGAACUGGUGCUAUCUGAGCCAGGAGGUCGCCCAGAUGGACAGAGAGGACCCCGUUAAGACGUGGGACCAUCCAAUCAUGCCGCUUAGCUUCCCUGAUCUUGAUUUUGAGCAGAUGUCCAUGGAUAAAAGCCACACUGCCCCAGAGAAGUCAGCGUUCCGCAUCUACUACAGCCCCCCGUCUGCUCGCAGAGUCCAGCUGGCUCAGAUGAAGCAAAGCCCCGUCGCAGACGGAGAGUCAGUCAACACUUCCUCUCCCUGGUGCACGCCGCCGACCUCCUUCUCUGCACUCUGUCUGGGCUCAUCUGCCAACCUGAGUGACGACGUGAAGGAGAUGGCGGCCAGCUGGAGGCAGUCAGCUCCCAGCGGUUCACAGGAGAAGAGAGGGAGAUUAGCGGGGAGGUGGGUGGAUGUGGCCUGCUCGGGCACUCAGACCUACAUGAAGCCAAAGAUGGUGAGUGUUGGUCUGCAGACCGAUGGCCCCCAGGGGCCGGCUGCCAUGAGAAGCAGCCCCUCUCGAGUCCUGAGCCCCUCCUUGGUCUCUGUACGCUCUCAUUACAUCUCCACCUCACUGGACGGAGUACCAGGUCGAGUUGAGAGGAACAGAGCCUCCACCUCUUCACCUAAACUCUACCGGAGACACUCUGGUGUAUCUUCUUCAACCCCCAGUCUGAGUUCCUCCUCCUCCUCCUCUGUAUCCACCUCGAGAGACCGAGCUCUGUGGAACCAGAACCAUCAAAGCGCCUCUGGCCUCUCUUGGACCAGACAAAGCAGUCUGAGACAAAGCACAGGACAACAGAGCCACAGCUCCCUGAGCAGCGCCAAGCCUCCCACCAAAUCUGCAGGCGCCAACCGUUACGGUCUGGUCACAGAGUUUCUGCGCAGGGUGAGCGGCCGGGCUGAGAAACCAGUGACGGUGUCAGGACCGAAGAUAAAGAACGGCCUGAAGAACCUGGAGCGCGUUCCGUCGAGGCCUCCGGCCGCCUCGCUGCACAGGGCCGACAGCGUGACGAGGAUCGUCAACCAGAGGUUCAUGAAGCAGAGAGAGGAGGCUGGAAAAGUGCAGAGGGAGGAGAAAGGCAGCAGCAUGAACCCCAGCGUCAGACGCAGCGUCACUGCAGAGGAUGGAAACUACGACUGCAGCUCCAGCAGCACCCUGACCUUCUGCUUCUCUCGUCCGUCUCGCUGCACCCAGAGACAAACGUCAAACCAGAGCAAGCUCCACCGACACAGACUCUCGCCGCCAGUGAGCGCGGCCGCAGGCUCCAACUGUGAGUGAAGAGUCGAGGAGAAACAGCAGCGGCUCCACUGACACUGACAGCUGAGAGGAGGAAUUUAACAUAUAAUAUUUUUAUGUAAACCUGCUUCACUGCAGGAGGCUUGAACUGGUUGAGGUGGUAGACUGUAAGUAGGAGAACUGUGGUGUAAAGUGAAACUUUUUCUUUUGGUGCAAUCAAAAGCACGUAUCUCCUUUUUACAGAUCAAUCAUUAUGACAUUACAUAAAGCACAAUCUUGCAAAUAUAAAAUAUUCAUUUAAAAUUUCAAGAUGACUUU
Molecule: messenger RNA, 3045 nt
Organism: Paralichthys olivaceus (Japanese flounder)
Lineage: Eukaryota; Metazoa; Chordata; Actinopteri; Pleuronectiformes; Paralichthyidae
Source: RefSeq, a predicted model, not a curated record